Molecule: messenger RNA, 1315 nt
Organism: Elgaria multicarinata webbii
Lineage: Eukaryota; Metazoa; Chordata; Lepidosauria; Squamata; Anguidae
Gene: PPP1R36
Product: protein phosphatase 1 regulatory subunit 36
Exons: 12
Coding region: 1-1302 (433 amino acids)
Biological process (GO): negative regulation of phosphatase activity
Molecular function (GO): phosphatase binding
Source: RefSeq, a predicted model, not a curated record
AUGUCGCAACUGCAGUUUCUGGAGCUGCCCAAGGGGACCAUAGUGCCUUUGACAACAGUUAACCCUGGUUUGUGGUACUGGAGAGAAGACACUAGAACUCUUGAAUUUUCAAGUGCCCAGCUGAAGGAGGAAUCUAAGGAACUUAAGGAGAAGACGAAGAAAGGCAAGGCCAUUCACUUCCAGGAGCCUGGAUCCAAAACGUUGGAAAGAACUGGUCCAUAUAUAUUUCGAGAUAUAUUUGCUUUACGGCCCUCUGCCCGGGAAGACAAAACAUCUCGACCAGUGAAGCGAGGGCAGAAUGAACUGAUUACUCUAGAAGAUGUUAAAUAUGCUGCUUUGUUCCUAGCACACGAAGAUGAUUCGUUUCACAUUGCUUCUUUCUCCAUAGUUAUGAGGUGCAAUCAGCUGGAUGAUUUCCUCAUGGCUUUGCUGUAUUAUAUCUCUUUUUAUUUGGAAAAAAUAACCCUGGAGAUGAAACCCAAAUCUUUUAUGGGGAAGCCCAGUGUCCUGGAAAAGAAAGAAAUGAAGGAGAACCAGAUUAAGUUAGCGGUGACGAAAAAGCACCUUGCCGAGACGUACUGCAGCCUGAUCCUUGGGCUGGGGAUGUCCGAGCAGCACCACAUGGCUUGCGGAAAGAAGAAAAUAUCAACAUCACAGAAAGACAGGGAAUUCUUUGAGUGCUUGUACAACUUUGCGUCCUAUGUGGCUUUCGUGACAUUCAAGCAGAAGAACUUCAAGGAAAUCCAGUGUGAAGUUGGCAGAUUGCUCCGCUCAAACAUAUUCAAUCCUGCUCUGAGAGAGAGAACCAAACCCAAGGAGGAGAUGAAAACAGACGUUACCAAGGAGGUGAAGGCCGUCACUUUCUCCUAUCGCAAGAGUACAGAGGCCAGGCAGCCGGCCAUAAGAAGCGUCAUGGACCAGCGAUCGCCAGUGCUUAGCACUUUGCUGCCUAUGGCUAAAGACAGUGCUCAGUACCUUUUCCAGGACCACUACCUUCGUCCCGGCAAAACUUCUCCAAGCUACAAUCCUGAAGACCUGCCAGAGUUGUCCUCAGUCGUGACAACCAAGGUUGGCAUCAUUGGAGCUCCACGCCACAGAUUCAUUCCUCACACGCUCAUGCCCAUCGGGACCAUGGAGGAGGAGGAGGAGGAGGACGUGGACAGUCUAAGGACGAAAACAAGCACCUCUUCAGUCCUUUCCCGGGAAACGAUGGGCACCCGGGGCGUUCAAGGUAGUGGAAGCCGCCCGUCAAUUUCAAGGGCUACCACCGAAGGGGACUAUGUUGUCGAGACUCCCCAGUAGCACAGACUAGCAU